Messenger RNA from Porites evermanni, 867 nucleotides. NCBI's taxonomy places the organism in Eukaryota, Metazoa, Cnidaria, Anthozoa, Scleractinia, Poritidae. The record is from the annotation of a GenBank genome assembly.
AUGAAGUAUUAUGGAAAACCUGAGGAAGUUUACCCUCUAUAUAUUGUAAUGUAUGUCCUUAAUGGUUUUCUCUCGGUGACCUCGGUUUUCGGAAACGCAAGCCUAAUUUUUGCGGUAAGGAAAAAUUCAUCUAUUCCUUCGCCGACGCGAACUCUACUUCGAUUCUUGGCGAUAACAGACCUUACCACUGGGGUACUAGGCCAUCCACUCUACAUCGCCGUAAUUUCAAAAAUUCUGCAAAAUUAUAGCUGCGAGAACGUUCAUGAAAUUUUGCUAGCAUUUUUCCUGAUACAAGCUUCGUUAACUGGUUGCUCAUUCAUGGUGUUGACUUUCAUCGGAGUGGAUAGGUUUCUUGCAAUUUAUUUGCAUCUUAGAUACAAUGAACUAGUCACUACAAAGCGAAUAAUCACCGUGGUACUUGCGUCGUGGACUUUUUCCCUGGCUACCAUUUUCAUAUGUGUCUUCUGGUAUUUUAAAGUUGGAGAAGUGGUUUUGCUUAUUGUUGCUUACUGCUCCACGGUUUUGCUCAGCGUCAUAUACAUUAAACUUUUUCUUGUCGCUCGACAACACGCAGCGAGCAUAAACAGCCAGGCACAAGUGGCAAUGCAUCUGUCAAGUUUCACAAGCAUGGCUCGAAUCAAGAACUUAGCCAUCAAAACCUUAUACGUAUAUCUUGUAUUUUUGUUGUGUUAUUGUCCGUAUCUAAUCACUUUAACUGUUUUGCUAGUCAUUCCUCGGUCGAAUUCAGCGCUUAAGGGAGCCAUACAACUUACAACAGUUCAAAUGCUGCUCAAUUCAUCGUUAAAUCCAGUCGUUUUCGGUUGGAAAAUGAAAGAAGUUCGACAGAUCGUUAAGAAUGAUUUCAAA